AUCAAAAAGUUAAGACGAUAACAAUGAGACAAUUAUUGAUUAUUGCAAUUAUUGUAACGUUGGCUGCCAUUGCUUGGGCCGGUAUUGUUGAAUUAAAUAGCGAAGACACGGCAGAGCAUCUGCGUGUAGCAAGAAACCCUGACCCAAAAGGCAGCUAUGGACACGGGAGUCGAGGUGGAUAUGGACAUGGAGGCUAUAGACAUGGAGGCUAUGGACAUGGAAGUUAUAAGUAUGCAAGUUAUGGACACAGAGGCGGCCAUGGACUAGGUGGAUAUGGGGGACACAAAGGGUAUUGGGGCCGAUAAAGCAAAAUUCUCUGAAGUUAAACAAAGAUAAUUCAAAAUGUUUUAUUAUAAUUUAAAAUUAAU
Molecule: messenger RNA, 368 nt
Organism: Chrysoperla carnea
Lineage: Eukaryota; Metazoa; Arthropoda; Insecta; Neuroptera; Chrysopidae
Product: cold and drought-regulated protein CORA-like
Exons: 2
Coding region: 24-305 (93 amino acids)
Source: RefSeq, a predicted model, not a curated record